This is a messenger RNA of Nothoprocta perdicaria, 2049 nucleotides long. RefSeq names its product growth differentiation factor 10 (gene GDF10). The record is from RefSeq and is a predicted model, not a curated record. Gene Ontology annotation, molecular function: cytokine activity; growth factor activity. The transcript is spliced from 3 exons. The annotation marks the transcript as partial. Gene Ontology annotation, biological process: BMP signaling pathway; SMAD protein signal transduction; osteoblast differentiation. Lineage: Eukaryota; Metazoa; Chordata; Aves; Tinamiformes; Tinamidae. Gene Ontology annotation, cellular component: extracellular region.
UGGGCCCUGGGCCCCGGGGGCUCCCCGGCGGGGGGGCGCCCGGGCGGCCAGGCCCCCUGCGCCGCCUCCGCGUCCGCACUCGGCGGGUUCGCGCGGGACGCGGCCGCCGCGCACAUGCUCAAGCUCUACGAGCAGUACAACCGGCGGGGCGGCCGGCCCCGCGACGGCAACACGGUGCGCAGCUUCCGCGGCCGCCCAGAAUUCAUGGCACAAAGGCCUGUCUACUGCUUCAAUCUGACGUCAAUGCAGGAUUCGGAGAUGAUCCUUGCUGCCACGUUCCACUUCUAUGUGGACAAACGUGCGCGGCACCGGGAAACGUUUUGUAAGCGGUCCAAGAACUCGUCCUGCCGCCUCCUUCACCUGCCCCAGAUCCUGCAGCUCAACGUCAUUUUCCGAAGCGUUCCCCRGAACUCUGCCUAUGGACUAGUCAAGGGGAACAUCACUGUGUUUCUGCAAAGACGAGGGGCUUGGCACACAAAGGACAUUUCACACCUUAUAAAAGAAUCAAAACAGGCUGGGGAGCUCAUUCUCUGUGCUGAGCUUGAUUCUGGAGAAAAAUACCAGGGCUUCCCUGAACAAGUUGCCAGUCACUUGCCUUAUAUACUGGUUUAUGCCAAUGAUCUUGCAAUCUCUGAACCAAACAGUGUAGCAGUCACCCUACAGCGGUAUGACCCAUUUCCUUCCAAUGAUGGGGACACAAAUCUAUCCCCAAAUGCUUCUAAUGAUACUCGGGUGAAGAGGGAUACAUAUCCCGGUAGCUCUAUUCAGAACAAUGAGUUGCCAGAAGUAGAAUACAGCAACAAAUACAGUAAACAUGAUACAUGGGAGAAUGCCUACAAGUCCUUAAAGCCAAAAGCCUCACGCAAAGACCGAAGGAGAAAAGGGCAAGAAAAUACAGAAACACUCUCAAAAUCUCAGGUGCUAAAUUUUGAUGAGAAAACAAUGAAGAAAGCAAGGCGAAAACAAUGGAACGAGCCAAGGAUUUGUUCAAGAAGAUACAUGAAAGUUGACUUUGCUGAUAUUGGCUGGAAUGAAUGGAUCAUAUCUCCAAAAUCAUUCGAUGCCUACUACUGUGCAGGGGCAUGUGAAUUUCCAAUGCCUAAGAUUGUCCGGCCAUCAAACCAUGCUACAAUCCAGAGCAUCGUAAAAGCAGUGGGCAUCAUUCCCGGCAUUCCAGAGCCCUGCUGCGUUCCCGACAAAAUGAGCUCGCUCAGCGUGCUCUUCUUAGACGAGAACAAAAACGUGGUUUUAAAGGUAUAUCCCAACAUGUCAGUUGAAACCUGCGCGUGCCGAUAAGUUCAUACAAAUGCAUCUCUAGCAAGACCACCCUGCCCAACUACACUGAAAAAGCCGUGAAUGGGAAACGAAUCCAUGGCUGCCGCCAAGCAAACGCAGCCCGACAGCUCCUACAGACAGCAUACAGAGGGACGGAAGCCGCCUGCCUGGAAGGAUACAUCCCAAUACCAUCUGCCUUGCUGGUGUAGCUAACAGUGAUUCGCCUUCCGGGACAUCAACACUUCGCAAUUCCUUGUUAACUCAUCUAGCCAAGAAACAUGGUGUUUAGUGCAGAAAUCUAAAUGGAAAGUCUUCCAUAAUCAAAGGACUAAAAUAUGUUCUUAUAUGCUAUUUUUCUGUUUUCUCUCUUCAGUUAACCAAGAAGAUGGGAAGUGAACUUGCAAAGCAGGCUUAUUCUAGAAUAUCACUGUACACAUUUGAUUUGUACACAAAUCAAAACUUUUUGCCUAAAACACUCAUACUCUUAAUCUGCAUAUUUAUACUGAAAAUGCUGUAAUAAAGGGCUUAAUAUGUAUAUUUUCUUCAGGAUGCAAGUGUAGUGCACUGUAUAAGCUUUUAUGUAUACAGUAUGUUAAUAUAACCAUUUUCGGUUACCCCUCCCUGAUAUAUAAUUUGUUCUACAAAAGGCAUAUGUAAUACCCCGUACUCCUGGUUUGCUGGAUAAUUUCAGGUUGUUAAACAUGUAUUCUCUGAAUAACAUACUAUAUAGUAAUUUGUUGAAAUACUAAAAAUAAAAUAACCAAGAUUUAUAUU